UUCAGCACCAGUUCAGCACCACACGCGGUGGACAGCUCCCACUCCUCACUGAAGAAAACCACAUUAAACCACCGCAGAACCCUUCGAAACUGACCUGCUCAACACCCACACGACGAACCGAGUGCCGUGGCCAUGUAUGAUGGGGCGAGGGUUCCCUCCCCUGAGGAAGGCGCUAACGGGGUCCCCUUGCAGCCCGAGACCCCAGCGGCCACAUGUCCCAAAGCUAACGAAGAGCCUGAGGAAGAGGAGGGUGUACCACCCGAGCCCGUCCUGGUGAAGAAAGCCCACCGUGAGAUUCUGGACCAUGAGAGGAAGAGGAGGGUAGAGCUGAAAUGCAUGGAGCUACAGGAGAUGAUGGAGGAACAAGGGUAUUCAGAAGAGGAAAUCAGACAGAAGGUUGAAACAUUUCGUCAGAUGUUAAUGGAGAAAGAGGGAGUGAUAAUGCGAGACGGUCCACACCCACGUCCACCGGUCAGGCUGCUUCCACACGGUGAUGAAGAUCAUGUGGGAAAUGUUGCAUACACUGAUGGCUAUGAGGAAGACUGCAACUGGGAUAGAGAAUAUUACAAUCAUGACUCAACCGCCUACGAUGACUGCAGAUCCAAGAGAAAAUCCAGCAGUUCCCCCUCGCCUCGGCCAAAGAAGAGGAAAAAGAAGAAGGCAAGAAAGCACAAUCGUGCUGAGAGUCCGUCUACAACCCGCAGAGACAAGAGGAAGAAAAGCAGCAAGAAACACAAAAGAGACAGGUCCACAUCUGGUGCUAGGAGGAAGCGGAGACACAGAUCUGGGAGCCCCCAAAAUAAACACAAAGACAAGAACAAACAGAAAAAGAGGUCAUCUGUGGAUUCUCCUAGCAGAGUUUCUCAGCACAGAGGAAGCUGUUGUAGUUCUCGCAGUGGAUCGGUUUCAUCCACAGCCAGCAUCUCCAAGUCACCCAACAGAUCGAAUGUGAAGUGCAGUAACGACAGGCAUAAACAGGGAGGAAUUCGCUCCAGUCACAGCCCUCUGCCGUCCCCCAGCACUGACCAGCCAAUCACGUGGCAGAAUGGGAACUACAGCGCACGCGUCCGCAACGGCAAAGAUUCCGGAGUCAAAAACACAGACUGGAAUAAAGCCAACGAUAAACUUCGACCUCUGGCGACGUUUCCCUCGAGUGCGCAGACAUACACGUCACCUCCUCUAAGAAGUGUUAAGCACCCCAGCGUCAUUCCCAAGAACUCUGGAGGAAUCACGGCCCAGACGGGAGACGACGGCGGCUGCAGAGACAGCAAAUCGCUUUUGGAAUCGUCGGGGAGACGCAGCGGGCGGCCGAAGGUUCGAGAGAAGACGUCUGACUCGCCAGCACACAGCAGCGACUCUCAACAUGAUCCACAUGCUAAAACCAGGACUCAGAAGAAGACAAAAGGAUCUCAUUCGUCUAAGCGGCACCAUCGUGGACGAGGUCAGAAUCGUCACCGGAGUUCAUCCGUGUCGCCGGGUCAGCACAAACACACGUCUAAGAAGAAGAACAACAAAAGUCACGGAGCCACAAGACAGCGGAGCAGCUCCUGGAGCAGCGGGAGGUCAUCAUCACGACCUCAUUCAAGAGAACGCGACCCCAGCAAGAACAAAUCACCACACGCCCGCCAGAACAACUCAAGAGAGAGAGACAGUCCUCAUCAUUCUGAUGCGGAGAGAUCUCGCCGCCGCUCACGUAGUUAUUCUCCCAUUCGGAAAAGACGGAGAGACUCGCCCAGUUUCAUGGAAGCUCGCCGGAUCACCAGCGCACGGAAGCGGCCGAUCCCGUAUUACCGCCCGAGUCCAUCCUCUUCCAGCUCCGCGAGCAGCUACUGCAGCUCUAGUCGCAGUCGCAGCCGCAGUCGCAGUUACUACAGCUACAGCAGUUACAGCAGUUACAGUCGCAGUCGCAGCAGGAGUCGCUCCCGGAGCCCCAGUCCGGCACACAGUUACUACAGCCAAAGCAGCUCCGAGAGCCCUGGAUUCUGAGAUGAACUGGAGGUACACAGGGGGACUAAAAACAUUAAAACAGCGCAGGAUAUCCAUGUUCCCUUUCUACCGCAGGAUCUGCGCGGAAGACAACCAGAAGAAAAAAAUAUUAAAUGGAAUCAUGUCCAGAUAAAAUGCAGUGGGAAUCAGGGUUCCCAAACACACAGGAACACCAGGAAUCCAUUUCCAGCAGGUUAGAUGAAAGAUCAGUCAAUAAAUGCAUAUUAGGGUGGAUAAAGGCUGAGAAAAUUAAAAACGUAACAAAGAAAAAAAAAGGGAGUAACAGAGUUUGUUCAGACAGGUGGCAGAAUUUCAAAUGUUUUUAUUUCUCUUACUCAAAUCUGUUUUAUUGUCGGUGGUCUAAAAACAGCAAAAACCACCUGAAAUCUAAUUUAUCCAAAGCCAUUCAUAUAGGGAUUUUAAAUCCAAGGUUUUUGGAAAAUAGUCUCUUUCUGAAUGAUCAAACAGUUUAUUGCAUCCUUUUGGAAUUUAGGGACUAUGUUUGGAAAAUCUGCAAAAGUUAUCUGUAACUCAUUACAAUAAGGUUUCAUUUGGUAACAUAUUAAAUGCAUUACGAAUCAUGAACUAACAAUGAUUGUUAUACAGAAUUUAUUCAUCUUUGUUAAUGUUAAUUUAUAAAGAUACAAUUGUUCAUUGUUAGUCCAUGUAAGUACAUAAUGCAUUAACUAGUGUUAACAUGCACAACUUUUAAUUAAAAAUUAUUUGUAUAAGUGGAAAGUUAACAUUGACCAAGAUUAAUAAAUGCUAUAAAAGGAUUGUUUUUGUAAACAUUGUAAUUAACUAAUGUUAAUGAAUACACCCUUAUUUUAAAGAGUCUAAAGUUACACAACAAAAUACAGGCAGUUUACAGAAAUCAGUUGUUCAUCAAAAGUUCAAGGCUAAUCUUCAAACUCUUCACUUCAGUUAUUGACACACAUUCCUGAUGCAGAAAUAUUUCUGGUGUUGAGAAUAGCUGUUUUUGUCAGCAUCUGUGUAUUAAAUGCAGGCAAUGUUAUGAAUAUAAACACUUUAUUUAAUGACUUAAAAGCCUGAAGAACAAAGAUAAGCACUUUUUUCCUGAAAUUCUUCCACACUGCAAAAAUAACCAAAAAAUGGGUUAUUAAUGAAACUGAGUACUGUAGAGUAUCUUAAAAAACAUAUUACAAAAAGGGUGCAGAAUCAAGAAACAAUAUUCCUAAUCUAAUGAGUCUGACUCGACAAGCAAGAACAAACUAUUCGAUUUUUCAAUGGCUUGUGAUCUGAGUGAAUCUCUCGGGUCAUAUUUCACCCUGAAAAAAAUAAAAAAAUAAACAUAAUGAUAUUUUGCAAAGAUAAUGAAGCCUUUUUUUUUUACCACCAUUAAGAUUGAAUCAUUGUUACAUUAUUUUCAAAACAAUUAAGCAACAAUUUUUCAACAAUUAAAAAAAAUUAUUGUUACAUUAUUUUUAAAAGAAUUAAGCAACCAUUUCAAACAAUUUUCAAAACAGUCAUUGUAACAUUAUUUUCAAAACAAUGAAGCAACAAUUUCAAAUUAUUUUCACAAAAAAAAAAAAAAAAAAAAAAAAAAAAAAAAAAAAAAAAUCAGUUACAUUAUUAUCAAAACAUUUAUGCAACAAUUUAAAACAAUUAAAAAAAAAUCAUUGUUACAUUCUUUUUUAAACAAUUAAGCAACAAUUACAAACAUUUUUUCAAAAAACAAUAAUUGUUACAUUAUUUUCAAAACAAUUAAGCAACAAUUUAAAACAAUUAAAAAAAUUAUUGUUACAUUAUUUUCAAAAGAAUUAAUCAACAAUUUAAAAUAAAAUUCAAAACAAUUUUUGUCAUU
Myxocyprinus asiaticus (Chinese sucker) is the source of this 3811-nucleotide messenger RNA. It is a transcript of the gene srrm3, whose product is annotated as serine/arginine repetitive matrix 3. Bases 133 to 1986 code for a protein of 617 amino acids. Gene Ontology annotation, molecular function: mRNA binding. The record is from RefSeq and is a predicted model, not a curated record. The transcript has 14 exons. NCBI's taxonomy places the organism in Eukaryota, Metazoa, Chordata, Actinopteri, Cypriniformes, Catostomidae.